Puccinia graminis f. sp. tritici CRL 75-36-700-3 is the source of this 1143-nucleotide messenger RNA. RefSeq lists its product as uncharacterized. The transcript is spliced from 7 exons. Lineage: Eukaryota; Fungi; Basidiomycota; Pucciniomycetes; Pucciniales; Pucciniaceae. The record is from RefSeq and is a predicted model, not a curated record. The coding region runs from base 82 to 1143 and encodes 353 amino acids.
AAACUCCCACAUCCAGCCUUACGCUCCAACGAAGUUCAACCCUCAUUUGCUCUUUCCCUAACCCACUUUUAGGAUCACAAGAUGCGAUUGACAGCAUCCAGCGCCCUAUGUCUCUCCUUUUUUAUCUUUCAACUGGCCGAUGUCACACAAGGGAUGGAAGCCUUGAGAGCUCUGAGGGCUUCUUCCAGUUCCUCCCGGUCAGCAGAAGCUUCCUCCGAAGCCGCCGCAUCAUCGCGUGCACUUGAAUAUUGGAUUCCACCCCCAACAAGCUCCCGAGUCAAGGAAGAGCUCGCAAAGUCCCAGGAUCGGAUCUUCCCAAGUUCCUCCUCAAGGCCAGCAAAUCUUCCACCACUGAAGCCUCAGAAAGCCGUCGAAGAUCCGAACAGCCUCGUUGAGCACUACGAAAAAGCCAAAUUCAACCCUGGUGCUUUGCCAAGUCACGAUCCUCGCAGGGUAUUCAUCGAUGAGAUGAAAUCAGAGUUUAUACCCGAAUAUAAAGUCCACUUGAUACAACGGAUGUUCAAAAACAUUCUGGAGAAUCCCGGUGUCACGGAUGACGAAAUCAAGCACUGGUUUGAAGUUCUCGCAUAUGUGAUACGAAAAACUAGAGAAGUGCGUGCUGGCUCGGCUGAAUCGCACCUGGCGGUAUCUGCUUUGUAUGGCCUGAACAGCCUCAGGAUGAGGCUUCCAGAACGCCAGGCUCUUCUCACUCAUAUCGAUGCGCUGAGUGUUCCUUUAAGUAGGGACAUCCAACAAUUGCCACAAGAUGGCAUUUUACAGCUCAGAUGGGAACGCGAACUCGUCUAUCCGUCCCUCGGAUUCGGUCCAGAGCUCGCAAACCGCGAAACCUUUGAGAAGAUCUUCCGAAAUGACCGCCUGAUCUCUAGCGCAGUCUCCACAAGCGUCAAGCGUAGUGACAAGCCCCUUGAGACCCUCGCUGACGAGUUCCGCUCCUCCUCGGCUCAUAAGAGGGUUGCAAUCUUGGCUGUCUUUUAUCAUCAGCUCGUUGACUCCCGAAAAGUUAAACAGGUAAAAUCUCUGUUUGAACAAAUUGAACGCACUCGUAAUCUCCUGCCUCAUGAACGAGCACUCAUCGACUUCAUAAGAAGAAAGGUUAAACUCCCAUUGCCAACGCAAUCAUAA